Ahaetulla prasina is the source of this 4053-nucleotide messenger RNA. It is a transcript of the gene MXRA8, whose product is annotated as matrix remodeling associated 8. Gene Ontology annotation, biological process: cell adhesion; establishment of glial blood-brain barrier. The record is from RefSeq and is a predicted model, not a curated record. The transcript has 10 exons. The coding region runs from base 330 to 1637 and encodes 435 amino acids. Lineage: Eukaryota; Metazoa; Chordata; Lepidosauria; Squamata; Colubridae. Gene Ontology annotation, cellular component: membrane; cell surface.
UCUUUGAAACUUGGAGCUGUGAGGAGCGGAGCCAGCAAAAAGUUACUAGAUUUUUAAAAAUCACUGUUAACCUCAAAAGUCAUUUAGGCUGUGUAAGGCUGCGGAAAGUUCAGAUAGUAUGUAUGUUUUGUAGAAGUUGAGCCAUAGGAUUGCACAGAGGUGGGAGGGCUGGCAAGCCAGAGAAAGAAAGAAGGAGACAGGAGGGAAGGGUUGUGCGAUGGAAAGAGGUUUGCUGUAUAUCCAUGUUUUGGGGCUGUAAACGGAUGAGAUCAUAAGUGUUUUCAAGCAAGCAGCAAGGGGAAGAUUUGAAGAAAAGAAGGAAGAGAGACAUGGAGCAAGCUAGCAAAUUCCUUUUGGCUCUCUUGCUGGUUCUCCAGGAAGCUGCUGUUCAUCCAUAUUCUGUCCCAGGUGAUGCAUCUAAUCUGGAAAGUAUGGUGGUGUCCGUAGUAAACAUCACCGCCAAGGAAGGUUCCCGGACGGUUCUCACUUGCAAGAGCUACCGGAUGGUCUGGACUCAGGACAACCUGAACGAUCGCCAACGGGUGGUUCAUUGGGAUCUCUACAGAAGCCAGCAGGCUGUGGAGAGGCUGUGCGACAUGUACUCUGCCGGGGAUCGGCGGGUCUACCACACCUACAACCAGGGGCGGAUCUCCAUGCCCAAUAACGCAUUUACGGAAGGCAACUUUUCAUUGAUGGUCCAAGAUGUUACUGAGAGCGACCAAGGAAUUUAUUCCUGUAACCUCCACCACCAUUAUUGCCAUCUGUAUGAAACGGUGCAGCUGCAGCUUGAGGUCACGGAAGAAGCCGGGGAAGUCCUGAAUUACUGGGAUGGAGAGAAAGAGGUGAUUGUUGCCCUGAAAGGGAGCGCGGUGAUACUUCCUUGCAUCAACCGGAACCAGAUUUGGACCGGACGAGAUGAAGAGGAGGAUCAACAAGUCGUCCACUGGGACAGGCAGCCCCCAGGGGUGCCUCACGACCGGGCCGAUCGGCUCAUUGACCUGUAUGCCUCUGGCGAGGGCCGUUUGUACGGGCCUUUCUUCCUCCGGAAAAAGAUGAACAUCACCGAGAAGGCCUUCGCCCUGGGCGACUUCUCACUGCGGAUCUCAUCUUUGGAGGCCGCGGAUGAAGGGAUCUACUCCUGUCACCUGCACCACCACUACUGCGGCCUCCACGAACGGAGGAUCUUCCAGGUCUCAGUGGUGGAGCCAGAAGAGGAGAAAAAAGUGGUGGUGAAUCUCACGCGCCCCAAUCCCCCAGCAGCACCAGAUCCUAACUCGGGCCGGAACCACAAUGUGAUCAAUGUCAUUAUCCCCGAGACCCGGGCUCAUUUCUUCCACCAGCUGGGUUAUGUUCUGGCCACUCUCCUGCUCUUCAUCCUGCUCUUGAUCCUUGCAGUUCUCGUGACUCGCCAGCACCGCAGGAGAGGUUUUCAAUACAAUGUGAAAAAAUACGAUGAGAAAGAACUGAGUCUCAGGGAGGUUCCAUUUGAGGCCACAAAUUUGUCAAACUACAAAAGUGAAGAUUUUAAAUUGGAUUACAAAAACAAUAUCCUGAAGGACAAAGCUGAACAAAAUAGGAUUCUCCCUGCUAAGAAUAUUGACUUAGAUAAAGAAUUCAGGAAAGAAAAUUAUAAAUGAAAGCAACAACUCAAAGCUACUGGCUGGACCAGAAGCUCUCUUAAGAAUUUAAAAGUACAAGAGAACUUUGUUUUCCUUUUUUUUUUUAAACCUCAUCCUUCCAGUUACCAAGAAGUUUCUGUAGACUUUUUUUCCAACUUUGGGCCUAUGAAAGCAUACAAGACACGUAAGCUGUAAAUCCUAUGCACGCUCAUUUCAUAAGGUUUACUACCAGUUAAACAAGUAUAGGGCUGCCCUGUAAAACUUCCUCUUUAUUAUCUUAUAAUAUAUAUGAUUUUUUUAAGGGAGGGUGCAGGUCAGCUUCUUCGUUCUUUUAUCUUGUGAGAUUGCUUAUACUUCCCCCUCCCCCCUAAGGAUUUUACCCCUUUAAAUAGUUUUGUUUCGAUUGUAUUGAUGAUUUGAGAUUUUUUUUUAAUUGCUUAAAAAAUAAUAAGCUGAAAAAUUAGAUGCUUGUUUUGCUGUUAAACAAAGAACAGAGAGCAUAUUUUUUUCCUGGCACCAACGUUUAAAAUAUGGAGUUAGGAAAGCGAGGAAGAGGGGACCUUUCCCCACUACUGAGUUAAUGUGCUAUCCAUGUCUCCUUGAAUCAGGAGAAAAACAAUAUUUUCAUUAUUGGCAAGUUUUCUCCAGUUUUUCUUGCUCUGUUCUUAGUCGUUGCCUUCCAAGAUAAUGAGUAACAAAACCUAACAGAUUUUUAUACUCUGCAAGACUGCCAUUUGAGGAUGCCAAAAAUAAGGAGAAAAGAACUACAUUAAAAGUCUUACGAUGAAGGACAGCUAAGCCCGUUGCUUGGGGCUGAGAUGAAGGCAGCUCUGAGAGACAAGGAGGUAACUGCCGUUAUCAAGGUAUCAUUAUGUCAUGAUAAAAACAUAAGCGAUGAAAGGCCCGAAAAGAGCCUGACAAUCACAACAUGGACCAGGUUCUUAAGACACGUCGACGUUUGUAUCAUGGAGUACUCUUCAUCAGAAGCCUGCCUCAGUGUAUUUUUCUUCAAAAGGUUUGAGUCAGGAGUUCAAACCCAAUGGGUCGUCUUUUGAUAGUAGAGUCUGCUUAAGAGGUAUAUCUGGGCCCAAUCCCUGGAGUCUGAACCAACCAUAAAAUGACUUAGAAUGAACUUGCCAGUCUGGGAUUGCUGAAAUAAUAAGAACGUCCACUGUCGGAUCUAAAGUUUCUGUCUAUGCCUCUUCUUCCAAGCCUUCCUGACUGUUGGAUUGAAUCCUCUGUUAAGAAUAUGACCCCGUCCUUCCCAAUAUUUUGACUUCGGAAGCAACAGGGAUUUGAAAAGGAACCAGAAUUUCUUGUACGGAAGUGUUGGAAACCCACUGCAACUCGGUGGUGGCUAUGUUCCUCCCAGUUUCCUCUUGCCUCAUGGGAUUAUGACAGAUAAUCAUCCAUCUCCUGCUGCAUAAAGGAGACAAAAUGUAGGCUCCCAGGCAGGGGUGGGCUUCAAAAAUGUUAGCAAGGGGUUCUCUGCCCAGUUGCUGGGUGGGUGUGGGUGUGACCUAGUCAGCCUCCUGCACACAGUGGGGGGGACGGACGUUUUUGUCCUCCCCAGGCUCCAGAGGUUUUUUUCGAGCCUCCAGGAGGGUGAAAACAGCCUCCCCAGGCUCCGGAGGCUCUCUGGAAGCUGGAAACAGGCCCAUUUCCGGUCUUCGCAAACUUCCGGUAGGCUCGUUUUUCGCCUUCCCUGAGCCUUCGUGCACGCCCUGCACUUACCUGCAUCCAAAACAGGCUGCGUGGGGACUUCUGGGAAGGGAGGAGCAGGGUGGGCGGGGCCAGCCAGGAGUGGGAUUUAGGGGUUCUCCGAACUGCACAGAAUCUUAGCUAGAGGUUCUCCCGAACCCCCAGCAGCCCAUCCCUGGUCCCGUAGUUGGUUGUGAUCUUUGGACAUUGCAAGAGAUGAAAUGACAGGCUGUAUAUAUCCUGACUGAGUACAAGAACCCGUGUAAGAUCUCCCUGGAUGGGGAGGGGAGGCCUUUCAACAGAAAGAGGAUGCCUUGAUUCUAGAUUGCCAUCACUUAGCUGGAGAACGUAACAACUGACCUCCGGUGUCCCUCCAACUCAAGAUUCCUCAGUCUUCAUAGGUAUACCUACUGGUGAAAACGUAUUCAUUUCCCUGUAUUUAACCUCUGCUGAACUGAAGGAAAGGACACAACUUUUGAGUGAGUUGAGUUUGAGCUACUCAGAGUAAACAAGGUGCAGGAAACCUGUUAAACAGGCUAUUAGCAAAAAAAAAAAAAAAAGUGGGGGGAAACUAUCUUUGAUCAAUAUGUAUGCCUGGAAUAUUUUUCCUUAAAAUCACGAUGAUCUUUUGCAGUUAGGCAUGGUGAGAAGAACUCUUUAAAGAGGUAUUGCUAACAAGGACUACCUGAUCUGGCUAAUAAAACGCUAAACAAACUCACUGAUGUUUGGACAA